This is a messenger RNA of Fusarium poae, 1032 nucleotides long. RefSeq lists its product as uncharacterized. Bases 1 to 1032 code for a protein of 343 amino acids. NCBI's taxonomy places the organism in Eukaryota, Fungi, Ascomycota, Sordariomycetes, Hypocreales, Nectriaceae. The transcript is spliced from 4 exons. The record is from RefSeq and is a predicted model, not a curated record.
AUGGAAAUCAACGAUGUACCGACCGAUUCGAGACAGACUCAGCUCUGUCUGGUAGCAUGGCUAUUUACCGGCAUGGCCAUUGUCACCGUCCUGACCAAGCUCUUUACAACGAUAGUCAUAUUUCAAAGACCUGGCUGGGAUGACCUGUUGAUUCUGUUAUCAUUGCUUGGAAGCAUCGUUGCCUCUGCUCUGGUGCAGGCCUCUGCAGAUCUCGGUUUGGGUCGACACACAGCUUCUGUCGCUGCAGAGCCUGGAGGCGUACAAAGGAUGGUCAAGACCAAGAUUCUACAAGUUGUUGGCUAUCCCUUCAACAUCAUGGCCUACAGUCUCCCUAACGUUGCCAUCUUGAUCCUGAUCGAACGUCUCGUUGGCAACACGAAAACAAUGACCCGUCGGUUCCUCCGUGCUGUCGUAGCUAUACAGAUUCUUCUCGCUACAAUAUCGGUUGUCAUAAUCUUUGCUCAAUGCCGACCUACCAAGAUGCUAUGGGAUCAGUCGGCCAAGGGGGAAUGUUGGAGUCCAGACGUCUUCAACCAGUCUUCUUAUGUCGUCAGCAGUUUCACGGUCUUGACUGAUCUCGUCCUUGCUGUUGUCCCGAUCCACGCAUUUUGGAAACUACAACUGAAGAGACAAGAGAAGUUGGAGAUCACAUUCAUGUUGGGCUUGACAUUCCUUUCUGCUGUUUUCACAAUUGUCAAGGCAACGUAUUUGUAUACCUUCAAUGAUCGAACAGAUCCUUUAUACAAUGUCGUGACUUUGAUCAUUUGGGGCUUGGUUGAACAAAACGUUGUCAUAAUGGCCGCAAGCGUCCCGACCUUAAGACCGCUCAUUCGACUUAUAAAGGAUAAACAUCCGAUGCGUAGCGCAGUUGGUUACAUCAAGAGCGGCAGUGGAGCUGACCCGAAGCAUAAUGAGUCAAUAUCCGAGGUUCCUCUCGAUUAUAUACAGCCCAAACCGGAGAAAGAAAGACAACUCAGUCUCGGAAGGAAUAGUUCUACGGAAGAACUGAAUGGGAAUGUGGCAAGAUUGUAA